AUGACCCCCUUCGCCAGCCGGGGCACGGCCACAAGAUCCCCCCACACCCCUUCCCAAAGCACCAGUCCAGCCAAGCGCUUGCGCGCGGCCGCCCCUUUCCCCGCCCGCCGGCGUCUGCGCACUUCCCGCUUCCUGCUGCGCUCCACGGCCGGCUGUGCGCUGCUGAGUAAGAAUUCUGUCGUACCAGUUCCUUGCCUCUUCAUCCAAAUGGAAUUAUGUGAACAAGGGCCAUUGGAAAAAUGGAUUGAAAAUAAUAGACAAAACCAAAACUAUCAUGAGAUGGCACAAGACAAAUUUUCACAAGUACUGAAAGGAGUGCGCUAUAUUCAUUCUAAAAAUUUAAUUCAUAGAGACCUCAAGCCUCAGAAUAUAUUCCUAUCACAUGAAGGUAAAAUAAAAAUAGGUGACUUUGGUCUUGUGACUUCUGUGACGUAUGACCCUCUAACUAAGAACAGAGGAACACAGUCAUAUAUGGCACCAGAACAGUCUGGGGACAGAUAUGGAAAGGAAGUAGACAUUUAUGCGCUGGGAUUGAUUUGGUUUGAAAUUCUUUCUGCGUUGGUCAGUCAUCAUGAGAAAAACAGGGUAUGGCAGGAUGUUAGAGAUGGUGAACUUCCAUCAGACUUCACCAAGCAAUUUAAAAUCCAGGUACCCAUAAUCAAAAAGAUGCUUUCAAAAGACCCCUCAAAACGAUUCUCUGCAUCCGUAAUACUCGAUAUUUUGUCUGUUGAUAAAGACAAGUCUGUUGAUAAAGACAACUCGCAUAAAGCUUACAGUCACUAAAUACGAUUUUAGAAGGCUUUCAGAUUGUGCUGUCUUGUGGCAUGUGAUUCAAACCUUUCUGAAUUGUUCACAGUGAUGUUUAUAUUACUAGACUUCGCCCUUUUAAGACCAGAGGAGUCAGUGUGCUUGACUGGAAAGGCUACUUUUGGCAGAAAGAAUACUAGAUACACGUGGGUUAUUCUUGACUGAAUUUUACUUCUUUAAGGUGAACUUUCUUCUCACUAGGUACUUCUGAAAUACCUAGCACCUUCAGUACUCUAAAAUUUAAAAAUACUUACUUUUUAAAUUCAGGUCUUCCUUGAACAUUUAAGUAUUUCUUUCUUUCCCAGAAGCUAUUUGUUCUGUACUUUUGAAAACCUCUGUUUGUUUUUUGUUUUUUUUCUUCCUUAUAGGAACAAGUAGAGUCCUCUUAAUACAGAAAUACUCUCCAAGUUUUCUCAAUAGCAACCAUUUAAAAACGUUUCUCAGGAGAGCACCUUAGACAUCAUCUCCUAUACUGUAAGGUUUUAAUCAAUUAUUAUGGCAUUGAGGCAUGUCUCACAGAUUGCAGGUGUACUGAACACCUCUGCUGGCCUUACAUAAGGUGUGAACAGACUGACCGUUACUGUUUGGUUAUGUACUUUAAAGAUAUUAUGUUUGACUGAAUAAGAACUGUGCAGGGAAGAAAAUGGGCAAAUUAUUCCUUCUGACUCAUUUUUUAAUAGUUUGAAAAGGUGCAGCUCAUUGCUGUGGCAUCUGCUUAAUUCCAUAAAGAAAAAUGCACUAAGACUUCUAAGCAGGAAAGUAUGAUGUGCAUUAGAGAUCAGGUAGCAUAUGAUUUUUCUCAAUUGUUAAACAGGUAGAAGGUGUGUGGAUGGUUAAAAUACGAAUGAGUGUGUGAAUUCUUAUAGUCUUGUGGAAAUUGUUGCUAAAUAGCCAUCUGAUUUUAACAUUCUUUUGUAUGAAUUCAAGUUGUUCCCCCUCCCUUUAUAAUGAAUGUUAUUCUUCAUAAAUAAAGCAUUCCAUUAUUUUGGACUAAUGC
This is a messenger RNA of Meleagris gallopavo (turkey), 1804 nucleotides long. The record is from RefSeq and is a predicted model, not a curated record. NCBI's taxonomy places the organism in Eukaryota, Metazoa, Chordata, Aves, Galliformes, Phasianidae.